Molecule: messenger RNA, 4669 nt
Organism: Onychostoma macrolepis
Lineage: Eukaryota; Metazoa; Chordata; Actinopteri; Cypriniformes; Cyprinidae
Product: cyclin-dependent kinase 16
Exons: 16
Coding region: 172-1905 (577 amino acids)
Biological process (GO): neuron projection development; exocytosis; protein phosphorylation
Cellular component (GO): cytoplasm; synaptic vesicle; nucleus
Molecular function (GO): ATP binding; protein kinase activity
Source: RefSeq, a predicted model, not a curated record
AAACGGGAACAGUGCAUUGGUUAAAUUACAGAAUGAGCCCGACUACAGCGAAGAUCAGCGAGCCUCUGAAAUAUCUUAAAUGUUCUGUAGCCUAUAUGAAAUAUUAUGCUGAAAUAUCACGAAUGGUCCCAUAGAUGUAGCGGUGCAUGAAGGGGGUGAUUCCGAUACGGGAUGUUUACUGUAACGCGCAUCAGCGCGAGCUCAUCACGGAGGGCAACGCGGUCACGUGAUCACGAGGAGUCCUGUCCCGCACACGAGAAAUGUCCGUUCAUCGGUUCUCGCUCGGUGAUUCAGCUCAAACAGUCCCAGUGCAGAUGUCCUUCAGUCAGCGGGGUCAGUGAAAGCGGCCGCGUCAGCACAGAACACACGCGUCGCGUCGCGUCGCGUCCCGCCGCAGGUCGUGGGCAGAGUCAAGUUUUGAUGGACCGCAUGAAGAUAAUUAAGAAGCGCCUGUCCAUGAGCUUGCAAAGUGUACGGCGUGUGGACGAGAGUCUCUCAGAGCUUCCUGAACACACCGGACUGGAUGAGCCUCCCUUGUCACGAGACAGUGAUGUAGUCCAUCGUAAAAUGGGGUCAGAUGGAGAAAGUGAUCAAGCUUCAGGAACCUCUUCUGAUGAAGUUCAGAGUCCUGUUAGAGUGCGUAUGCGCAACCUUCAGCAGCGCAUCUCUAAUGAGGUAAUGCAUGUGCAAUCUCAAGACAUCAAUAAACGUCUCUCACUGCCAGCUGAUAUCCGUUUGCCAGAAGGUUACCUGAAGAAGUUUGCAACAAACAGCCCCCCAUUUGACAAACCUCUAAGUCGAAGGCUUCGCAGAACGUCACUUUCAGAAAUCGGAUUUGGCAAAUUAGAGACAUAUGUCAAACUGGACAAAUUGGGAGAGGGCACAUAUGCAACAGUGUUUAAGGGUCGUAGUAAACUAACGGAUAAUCUAGUGGCUCUGAAAGAAAUCAGACUGGAGUAUGAAGAAGGCGCACCUUGCACCGCCAUACGAGAAGUGUCUCUUCUGAAGAACUUGAAACAUGCCAACAUUGUCACCCUCCACGACAUCAUUCACACAGAGAAGUGCCUUACACUAGUCUUCGAGUACUUGGAGAGGGACCUCAAACAGUAUUUGGAUGACUGUGGGAGCAUAAUGAGCAUUUAUAAUGUAAAGAUUUUCCUGUUUCAGCUAUUGCGAGGUCUAGCUUAUUGCCAUCGGCAGAAAGUUUUGCACAGAGACCUAAAACCUCAGAACCUUCUCAUCAAUGACAGGGGAGAGCUCAAACUUGCCGACUUUGGCCUUGCGCGUGAAAAGUCAGUGCCCACAAAGACGUUUUCUAAUGAAGUAGUCACUCUCUGGUACAGACCUCCUGAUGUGCUGCUGGGAUCAACAGAGUACACCACCUCCAUCGACAUCUGGGGUGUAGGUUGUAUAUUCUACGAAAUGAUCACAGGACGCCCCCUCUUCCCUGGGUCGACAGUGGAGGAUGAGCUUCAUCUUAUAUUUCGUAUAUUGGGUACUCCUACUGAAAAGUCUUGGCCAGGAAUUAACACCACUGAUAACUUCCUUUCAUACAACUUUCCCCAUUAUGAUGGGGAACCUCUGAUCACUCAUGCACCCAGGAUCACCAAUGAUGGACAUGAUCUACUAUGCCAGUUAUUACAGUUUGAAGCACGGCGACGUAUUUCUGCAGAAGUGGCUCUCCGGCACAUUUAUUUCAGAGACCUGGGAGAAAAAGUGCAGGACCUGGCUGACACUACCUCCAUCUUUUCUGUCAAGGAGAUUCGACUUCAGAAGGACCCAGGAAAACACUUUCCAGCUCAAAGAGAGUUGGCGAUGGUCCAUCGAAUGGGAUCUGCUCCUCCUGAACAUUUUCUCCCUGAAGGAGUAAAUCGUGUUCUACAUCCGGCCCCCCUCUCUUCGUAAAUUUGCUCAUAGAGCAACCACUUUCCUUGCAUUACUUUGUACUUUAUGUUUCUGCAAGUAUCUUUUUAUUGUCUUUUUAUUUUAUUUUUUAUUUAUUUGCACUUUUUUUUUUCUCUGUAUGUAAAUAUCUGUAUGAAAUACAAUGAAGUAGGGAAAAAUAUGCAUAUUGAUAGGCAUCAAGCACCAAAGAUGUGUAAUGCCCCCAAAGUGUUUGUUAAUUAUCUUUUCUUCUGUCAUGGAAAUCUUAGGCAGCCCAAACAAGCAUAGGGUAAAAAGUUACCAGUAAUGGCAUGGUCUCAUCAAAUUUAGUAAUUGUCACUCCGUCUCUCCCACUUUACAGUGGGGCCAAGCCAAAUUCAGUGUACUUUCAUUGUCAGUCAUAUUGGAAUGUUCACUAUCUUGGAUUUUAGCUAAAUGUUUAACCAGAUUUUAGCUGCUUUUUCUUCUCCAAAAAAACAUUUUUGAGUCCCACAUCUUGCCACUGUAUUUGAAAUGCAUUAUAACAAUAAAAUGGCCUUGCCCGUUCAAACCAAACAGGUUUUUAUAAUUCAGCAAUCACUUGGCAGUAUUUGAUGGUGAAGAUGCCAAACAGGUAGAGAAGCUGCAUCUUCUCAAUACUUUUGAGUACUGAUGUAUAAGCUGGUAUGCAUCUUUGGAAACAUGGAUACCUUAGCAGUUUCAUGAAGGUGCCACCUAGUGCUCUUUCACUGCUCCUUCUACUGGCGAAACAUCGCAAGGGUGUUUCUUAAACAGAAGUCUGCGUCCUAGUUAGGCUGCAUAUCUGGGCUGCCACAUCAAGCACCUCCAAAGGCCAUCUCAAUUUGAAGAUCCUUUGUAUUGUGUCCUUCAUUUAGCAUGUUUUGAAGGCAUUGAACUGGUCCACUUUCAUUAUGUAAUGCAAGACAAAAAAAAAAUAUUGAAGAUGAAGGUAUUAUGUUUUGUUAUAAAUUAACUACCCAUGAUGUAAACCAAUGGGAGACAGCAGAUAGUUGAAAUUCACUUGAUUGCAUUCAUAGAAAGUCAGUUAAUAUAAUGAUGUGUAAUGUUCUUUAUUUUAUUUUACAGACAGAUGAAACUUUCAAGUGAGUGAAAAGCAUGGCAUUCUCAAAAGUUAGGAAAGGUUGACAGGUCCUUAAAAAGUCCAAAAUUUAGUUGUUUCAAGGCCAUAAAAGUUAUUAAUUAUGAUUUCAGGAGGUCUUAGAUUUGGGGACGGUAAGACAAGAAUUGAGAUAUGGCUUAAUGUGACAGUUAAAUUUCAGGAGGUUAUGAUACGUUACCGGGAAACCGCUAUAUUUCUGCCAUUCCAAAAGCACCACCUGCUGGCACAGAAUGAAAUAGUAUUUUCAAUAAGCCAGUCUGCUGUUUUUGUUCAGACCAAUGUGAAAGUUAGCCCAUGUUUUUAUGCAGCAAACACGCAGAGUUGUAAAUGUAAACUAGUGGAUCAACCAGAAGAUAAUGCAUUAUAAAAAUGUUAACAAUUAAGACAGUAACAUAUAUUUGUUAUUUAAUUAAUAUAAUAAAUGAUUGGUAAUAAUUGUUUAAAUUAAUAUAAUAAUUGAUACUUUUGCCUCCAUUUUCCUAAAAAAAAAAAAAAUGGUUUAAAUACUGAAAUGUAAAGUUAAUCAUUUUAUUAAACUUUUUGUUUUUGUGAAAAACUAUCUGAACUCUAAAUCAUGCUUUUUACAGUCAUUUUAAUUUGAUUUGUGUAGGCCUCAAAAAGUCUUAAAUAUAAGCUUAAAUAACCUGCAGAUACCCUGGUCUGGCCAAAACCAUCAAAUAAUGUUUUUAGGUAGGCCUAUAUAAUUGUCCGGACCUCGGCUGGCGAGGAGGGUUCAUUACUGGACAUCAAGCAAUUUUAGUUGAAGACCCCUGUACUAGACCAUCUCAUUUUAGCAUUGAGUGCUGAGAAGGACUCAGGCUAGAAAGCUCACUAGGAUGCAGCCUUCUGAUUAAGAAGCACCCCGCAUUUGGGUCUUCACACCAUGACUUCUAACAAUUUCCAACAAUACCAAUACUUUUAGAGCCUGUGGGUCAAAUCCAAAAUAAGCCAGUAGUUGGUUGCCAUUAUUACCAUUUUGUUUAAUGUCAUGCAAUAAUACUUAUGUCAAGUGCUUUUUUUAUUGACUUUAUCACUCUCUUCAGCUCAGGGGAAGACUUAUCAACAAAGUGUUUAGCGUUUAGCAUCAAAAUAGCGUUUCAUUUGAACUCAGAUUGGGGUUUAUGUGAUGAUGUAACAUUAGUGCACAACUACUGCUGAGAUGAAUAUAGAAAUGCAGAUCACAGGAACUUGACAUUUGACUUGACACUUAACAAAGAGCAUGCAUUCGACACUGAAGAGAAAAACUCAAAUAAAAGAUUCCUUUUCUGUAGAAACUAAGCAUACAGGCAUAUCUGAAGUAUGGUGUUCAUUUAUACAUGUAAAUAUGCUUAGGAUUGGUUUCACUAAUACACAAUCAUGGGUGCACAUAUGCAUACUGUGGUAAAAAGAAUUGUAAUUAAUUUUUAAACUAAAUCGUAAUGUGUCAACCUAAGGCUGUGGAAGACAAAUCAGUGUGUUAGUAGCAGUUAAAGCUAAGAUCUAGUAACCAAAAGUUGGCCGGUUUAGUGCCAGCAUAGAGUGAUCCAUGAGCCAUCAUCACUGAGUAUGUUUACAUGCACUUAUUUGAGUGAAUCCAGUCUCAUUGCAGCUUUCAAAAGUAAUAUUUUAUAUUUGAAUAUAAAUAGGUUUUGCUAUUCUGGUUAGAUGCUUCUGUAUUUCAUUGGC